This is a messenger RNA of Prorocentrum cordatum, 759 nucleotides long. The record is from the annotation of a GenBank genome assembly. Lineage: Eukaryota; Dinophyceae; Prorocentrales; Prorocentraceae.
AUGGACGAGAUGAGGAGCAAGCUGGACGAGAAGCAGAAGGAGCGGCAGAAGCUGCAGCACGAGGCCGACGCUGCGACGCAGGAGAGCUCGAAGCACUCGCUGUACUUCGGGCAAAUCCUCAUGUCUGUCGAGAACAUCCACAUUCGCUGCAAAGAGCAGGGGAAGGGUAUCCAGCACAACGUCACCCAUAUAGAGGAUGAGGCUGGCGGCCCCCUUCAAGGCGGCGGCGCGCGGGGCGCGGACCCGCAGCAGGAGGAGCCCGAGGACUCCUUCCGGAGAAAGAAGGACGAGGCCUGCAGGCAGCUCAAGAUCAUCCUGAAUUACCUGAAAGAUUUCAAGGACAUUACCGAUCAGCUCAAGAAGGGUUCGAAGGCCUUGGACCCCCUGAAGCAGCGGCAGGCGAUGCUGUCGGAGGCCCCGACGUUCUCGGGCGAGGACGUGAAGUUUAUCACCGGGGAGCCGCUCUGGCUGUGGACUUUCCGGCUGCACACGCAGGGCUCUGCCUGGUUCCAGUACGGGGCCCAGGCCUAUGGCGUGGCGCCCUCGGUGGUUAUCCGCACUCAGUCUGCUAUAUGGGCGGUCCUCGGGGGGCCCAAGGAAGGCUCGUGUGUGACCACGUACCUUGCUCUGAAGUUAGGCCAGUCCAUGCCUGCAGUGGAGCUUGUGCUGCGCCACUUCGUGAGCUUUUCCGAGCUCACCGCCGCAUGGAAGAACAUCCAUGCGUCCAGAAGAGCAUGGAAACUCAACCCAGCCGUGUAA